Molecule: messenger RNA, 2084 nt
Organism: Octopus sinensis (East Asian common octopus)
Lineage: Eukaryota; Metazoa; Mollusca; Cephalopoda; Octopoda; Octopodidae
Product: orexin receptor type 2
Exons: 6
Coding region: 623-1795 (390 amino acids)
Biological process (GO): G protein-coupled receptor signaling pathway
Cellular component (GO): membrane
Molecular function (GO): neuropeptide Y receptor activity
Source: RefSeq, a predicted model, not a curated record
CACACACAUACACACUCGCACAUUACAUAUAGAUAGACAGACAGACAGACAGGUAUAUAUAUAUAUCGAUAGAGAACGAGAGAGAGAGAUACGGAGAUCAGAACCGUUUUAACGGAAGAGUAUUGGUGCACCGCACGCAUCUCACAUACAUUCACACACAACACACAUAUACUUACAUACACAAACACACAUACGCACACACACCGCACUCACACAAACAUAUAUUUCAACGUAGAUCUAAAUAAAAUUGCAAGAGAAAUAGGGUAGUGUGCUUCCAACACACACACCACACACACCACACACACACACACACACACACACACACACACACCACACACGCAGGCUCAACAACAGACACACGUAGACUCACCCAGAAACACACGAACACGCACACAGGCACACGCAUAUGUAUGUGUGUGUAUAUCUGUAAGUGUCAGAUAUAAAUAGUUAUACAUUCAUAAAUACAUCGAUCAAACAAACACACUAUACAUAUCUUUUCUUAUAAACUAAAUACUAUCAACAAACUGCCGUGUUUAUAACUUUGCGUUCUUUGCUACCUUGUGGUUGAGAAAUACCAACUUCCCAAGAUAAAGAGCGAUUUUUCUCUAGAUUCUUCAUCAACAUGGAUAAUUCGACAGAAGAUGUGCAGUCAGACGAAUCAUCAACGGCACCUUGUUAUAAUGCAUACUGUUUGUCGGACGAAGAUUAUGUAAAUAUGGUCGAACAGCAUGUGCAACCGAACGCAGGUGAAUGGAUUCUAGUCGUAAUCUUCAUCAUCCUGUUUAUAGUAGGCUUGGUUGGUAACUUUCUCGUAUGUUAUGCAGUCAUCAAGAACAGCCAGAUGCGAACUGUCACCAACUUGUUCAUCAUGAAUCUAGCUAUCGCCGAUUUUAUGGUGAUAUUGAUCUGCCUACCUUCGUCCUUGCUUGUUGAUGUAUCAGAAACUUGGUUCUUUGGAGAGGUGAUGUGUAAAAUAUUCCUUUAUUUACAGACUGUGUCAGUUGCUGUUUCUGUAUUAACGCUAAGUGCAAUAUCUAUUGAGCGCUGGUAUGCCAUUUGCCAUCCACUUUCGUUCAAGAGCACAGCAUCGCGGGCCCGUAACAUCAUUCUUACGAUCUGGCUGUUGUCCGCGUGCGUGGCGUCACCUGAUCUGGUAACAGCACGAACAUAUCGAAGUCUUCCAAUAAGAUACAACCACGUGAAAUGGUUAGUGUCCUGUAGACCAAGCUGGUCACAAAGAUCGCAGUUUAUAUAUCAGAUGUUUUUAUUCAUUGCGCUGUAUUUACUACCAUUCUGUCUCAUGGCUUUCACUUAUACCCGAAUCACACUUGUAUUGUGGCGUGAAGAUAUUCCUGGUGUCAAUGAAACCGCUGGAGGCCACAGAUUAAUGACUGAAAAUCGAAACCCAAACACCAAUGCUCAGCUGCAGACGAGACGAAAGGCGGCCAAGAUGUUGAUCACAGUCGUCAUUGUUUUUGGAAUAUGCAAUUUGCCGGUACAUAUUCUCAAUAUUGUCAGAUAUGCGAAAGUUUCGAAUAAUUUGAAUGCCAUAUCAAUCUUUUCGCUAAUCUCUCGUUUUCUGUGUUACGUGAACAGUGCCAUAAAUCCGAUAAUAUAUAAUUUUAUGAGUGCAAAGUUCCGUAAAGAAUUCAAGUCUGUUUGCCUGUGCUGUGUUUCGCCAUUAGAACAUGAACAACAGACACAACGCCCAAAGUCAGGUGGAAGCUAUAAUAUUAGUUACAGCCGUACAAACUGCCAAACAGAGCAAUUUACCCUGAUAUCGGUGAAGGAAUGACAGACUGCAAGAACAAAAUAAACACGAUGGAAUAAUAGUCUUACAUAUGCAUUUAAAAACAUAUCAAACUUUCGAAUAAAAUUGCUUAUUUCUAAACUGAAGAAUUACUGAAGGACCUUGAAAGAAUUAUAUAUAUAUACAUAUUUUGUUUUACUCAACCAUCUAUAUCACGUUUCUUUUUAAGGCACUCCUAAUGAUAUGGAUAUUAAAUCAUAUGUAUGCAGGUAUGUGUAUAUAUAUAUAUAUAUAUAUAUAUAUAUAUAUAAUAUAUAUAUAUAUAUAUAUGUGU